Messenger RNA from Insectozyma verbasci, 1767 nucleotides. NCBI's taxonomy places the organism in Eukaryota, Fungi, Ascomycota, Pichiomycetes, Serinales, Debaryomycetaceae. The record is from the annotation of a GenBank genome assembly.
AUGAAUCAUAAUACUCAUGGAAAUGAUGCAUUAUCAAAAUUAUUAGAUAGUGCAAUUGCACAUGCCGAAAAAGAAAAAAGUCCAGAUUUCAUAAAUGAUUUUAAUUCAUCAAGUUCUUCAUCUUCUUCAUUGAUACGAAAUAAUCAAAACCCAAGGCAACAAUCGAAUAUUAAUAAAUUAAUUUAUUCAAUUUCUGAAUUAAUGGAAUUAAAAAAUACUGCAAUUGAUAUGAGUUCAAAAUUACCAGAUUUGACGUUUUUUAAAUCUUCUAUUAGAGAAAAUCAUCAUAAUAAUCAUUCACAUUCUCAAUAUAAUCGUAAAAAAUCAAGAAAACAUAAUGAAACAUGGGAAAGAGGAAAUAGAUAUAAUAAAAACGAUGACAAGUUGAAUGUCUUGGAAGAUGAAUUGGAAGGAGAUCCAGAAUGGAAUGAUAUAGGGAUUAAUAGUAGUGAAAAUGUUUCUACUAUGAAACAAUCAGUUGAAGAUUUUGAAAAAUGGAAACUUCAAAUGAAAUUAGAAGAACGUAGAAGAAAUGGUGAAAUAAUACCUGGAAAUGAAGAGGAAAUUAAUGAAAGUGUAGUUAAUGCUGGUAAUGAAGUUGAUAAUUUUUUUUCAUUUGUUAAUAAGAAAACAUCCACUUCAAAGGAAAAUGAAAACGUUUUAAUACCAACACCUACAACUGGAAAUGAUUCAAUUAAUACAAAUUCAUCAACUACUCAAACUAAUAGAUCUUCAAGAUUUUCAUCAUUUUUCCAUCAUACAGAACAACCAAUUGAAAAUACCCCUGAAAUUUCAAAUAAUAAACCACUUCAACCACCACCGGGAUUUUCAUCAAAAUUUUUUGGAAAUAAUAAUGUAAAUAAAGAAGAAAUACAAUCACAACAAGUUGAAAUUCCACCACCGUUGAAUAGAAAUGAAUCAACUACUUCAAAUACUUCAAAUCAUUCACAACGACAACAACCACUGAAUGACAGUUUCUUCAUGUCGUUAUUAAAUAAAAAAGAAUCAAAUUCAAAUGUCAAUAUCAAUGCUAAAUCACCAAUUUCUUCAAAAGAAACUCCAAAUAAUGGUGGAUUAGCUGCUUUAUUUAAUAAAAAUACAACUAAUAAUACAGCAUCUGAUUUACCAUCAGUUGUUCAAUCUCCAAUUGAAGCCAAAGUAAUAAUUUCACCAACUUUGAAUAAAAUUGUGCCUCCAAGUCCUCAAGCUCCACAAUUAAAAGAGAAUAGAAAACCAUCAACUACAUCAACUACAUCAUCAAAUGAACAAAUUAAAGAACAAUCAAAACAACAACAACCUCAACAAUUUAAUCAGCAAUUUAAUCAAUUUCCACCAAAUCAAAUUCCACCAUGGUUGAGAGGUCCACCACCAGGAUUAAAUAUGAAAGGACCAGCUCCACCACCGCCAGGUUUUCAAUUCCCACCACAACAGAAUAAUCCAAAUAAUGCACCACCACCAUUUCAACAACAACAAAAUAGAAAUAUGCCACCGAUGCCUCCACCAGGCAUGUUUCCGAAUGGUUAUAUGCCACCACCUAAUUUUAAUCCAAAUUUUCCUCCACCUCCUCCUGGAUUUGGUGGUCCGAAUCCAAAUCAAUUAAAUCAAUUACCUCCUCAAUUUAUGAAUCAACCAAAUAGGUUUAUUCCCCCUGGUUUUAAUAUGAAUUUACCUCUACAUUUACAACAACAACAACAACAACAACAAAAUCAACAAAAUCAACCACAAUUUAAUCAACAACCAAAUCAACAACAAGCGAAAGAUAAAUAA